Molecule: messenger RNA, 213 nt
Organism: Trichoderma citrinoviride
Lineage: Eukaryota; Fungi; Ascomycota; Sordariomycetes; Hypocreales; Hypocreaceae
Exons: 1
Source: RefSeq, a predicted model, not a curated record
AUCAGACGGUCCACGAAGAAAGUCGCCAUUGCUCUCACCCCCAGACGAUCCGAGUUCCCUCGUUCUGUUAAAGGAUCAACGCGCUCUAACCGACGGGGGCGAACCAAGCUUGACGACGUGCCGCCAACUCCUCGACUGCGACCUGAAGAUGUGGAGAAGGGUCUGGCUCGAAGCGAGAGCAAACCAGCCGAGCGCAAGUCUGACGACAAAUGA